This is a messenger RNA of Xyrichtys novacula (pearly razorfish), 3074 nucleotides long. NCBI's taxonomy places the organism in Eukaryota, Metazoa, Chordata, Actinopteri, Labriformes, Labridae. The record is from the annotation of a GenBank genome assembly.
CGAAAUGCCCACUGUUACUGACGCUCGCGGACUUGGCUCACACUGCCUACUUCUCUUGGGUGGACCCUGCUGCCCUACCGAGACUAACUCCACCGGAGAAGUGGAUUUGCCAUCCGAAAAUGUCUCUCCCAGUCUUCCAAGAAGCUGCUGAACACCCCGCACAGCUGAAGUUCCUCUCUGCGUUGUUUUACGCCGGCAGCUCGUUUCUUAUCACGGUGGUGAAUAAAACCGUGCUGACCACUUUCAGGUAGGCGACUAUAUGCAACUAUACGAUGACAAUGGAUCAGGCUUAUGUAACUCUAACUUAGAAAACAUGGACUCACAUUAAAGGGUUCCUUCUUACUCUUGCAGGUUUCCCUCCUACAUGUGUCUAGGAAUUGGACAGGUAAGUUUGGACGGCUCACCUGUCCACCUGUUCUCGGAUCUGUCUCUGCUGUGACUCCUACUCUCUAAUUCUGGGUUCAUUUCAGAUGGCUACCACUCUUAUUGUGCUGUACGCUGCCAAAGUGAGUAAAACGGUCCACUUUCAAGAUUUCGACAGAGGUAUUAUCUUAAAAGUGAGUAUUUCUUUUAAUUUCUCAACAACUUCAAGAACUUUUACACCAGACUUUAUUCCUCUAACUAUUGCCCAUCCUUGUUUUCAUUCCAGAUUUUCCCCCUGCCUCUGCUGUAUGUUGGGAACCAUAUAACAGGACUGGCCAGCACCAAAAAACUCAGGUUUUUCAUUUUAGCAGUCUCUUAACAUAGCUACAGGAUUUUUCUCCCUGUAGUUACACAGUGCUCAAAUAUGUUGUCUUUUACAGUUUACCUAUGUUUACAGUAUUGCGGAAAUUUACCAUAUUGAUGACAAUGGUCUUGGAAAUAUAUAUACUAAGGUAGGAAAUACCUCUGUUUUUGAUAUUCUGAUUGCGCUCAACAGAUCUACAACAGAACUGGUUAAUAACCACAUUGCAUUAGCUGUAAUGGAGGCUAGAUAAGACAUGUAGCUAUCUUACCAUAUGUUUUUGUACCCCUCUUUCAGGAAAACAUUUCCAAAACACCUCCUGUAUAGUGUUGGGGCUAUAGUCUUUGGUGCCAUCGUUGCUGCAAGGUAUGGACUUUUCAGUAGCUUACAGUAAUGGGAGUAGCUUUGAGGUUGCUUAAGAUCUGAUUCAUAUACUGACAAAAAAAAACAGCACUUCCCCUCUGUUUUGCAUGUCACUCAGCUCUGACCUGGCAUUUGAUGUGCAAGCAUACACUUUAAUCCUGCUUAAUGAUGCCUUCACUGCUGCAACCAGUGUGUACACUAAGAAGAAAGUUGGCACUGAGGUGAGUUUUCCUAAGCAAGCUGUAGACUUGACUGUGUUGUAUUUUACUGGCAGUAGUGCCUUUUGUGUUUUUAGCACAGUCCAGUGUCAACCAAAUGAAAGAGAUCAUAGCUAACUAGCCGCUUUGCCAAACAGAGAAGUUUAAACUGUUUAAAAGUUAGAAAAACAAUCAAUGAAUUUAUAUUCAAUGUUUGUUUUCACCAUUACGACAUCAUUACGACUUUUUGUUUUGUUAGCCCGACCUUUAAAAGACAGGAUCCCAGUCACGCCCAGACAAACCAAACAUACACAAUUAUAAAAAGCAGCAGCAGCAGCACAUUCUCAACCAUAUACUCUAUCUUGAUAAGAGUUUAAAUACCAAUAUAUGCUGCUUUAUUUGGCUAUUAAAUUUUGAUGUAAGAAUUAUUCGCAAGCUCAAAUAUUGACAUGUAAGAAAGGUGGAUGCUUCAUGUCUAAUAUUUUUCUGUUUUUGUGAAGGACCUCGGAAAACAUGGUGUCCUAUUUUACAAUGCGCUCAUUAUUAUCAUCCCCACCCUGAUGGCAAGUGUGUUAACUGGAGAUUUACAUGAGGUACAUGUAUUAACUUUGUUACACUCUGUGUGCUUGCGUGCCCAAAACUUCCCUACUUUUACUACCUCAUGUAUUUUGGUCUACAGGCAGUCACAUUUGAGGACUGGGUUGAAGCUACAUUUAUUUUCUGCUUCCUAGUGUCCUGCCUCAUGGGGUAUGUACUUUUCAUUUGUGCAGUCUUUUUAUGAAUACCAGACCGACUUCAUUUUACAGACUCAGUUUUGUUUCUUCAGGUUUGUGCUGAUGUAUUCCAUAGUCCUGUGCAGCUAUUACAACUCAGCACUUACUACCGCAGUUGUGGGAGCCAUAAAAGUAAGACUACACUGAUAAGAAAACUAUUUGUCAACUCAAAUGAUAAAAACAUGAUUAAGUGAUAUCUUUGUGUAUUGUGGAUGACUUUGCAUUAUUCAGAAUUCUUUGAAAAUGUCAUUAUCUGUAGCUAGAUCUGCAUUGUGCACUAGUUAAAGUCCAUGCAAGUUUUUUUUACAUGUAGUGCCAAGAGAACACUAAAAAAGUGUGCACUAACAAAAUGUUUUCAUGAUAUUACUAAUCCAGUUUCUACAGCUGCCACUAACUUACAAAACGACUUAAAUUUUCUCAAGAAUGUUGCAGUGGCCUAUAUUGGCAUCUUGGUUGGAGGAGACUAUCUGUUUUCUUGGACCAACUUCAUAGGUCUCAGCAUUUGGUAAGAGUACAUUUCCCUUUCUCCAUUUUCUUAGAUAAAUCUUAAUUUGAUUCUUUAAGCAACGUAGUGGUAACACGACUUUUUAUAUUCAGAACACCUGAAAAGUUGGGAUUUAUCGCAGUUAUGUAAUUGUUUUAAAGUUAUAUGUAUUUUGAUAAUUAUUUCCCAUGUCCUUAUGAUUCCUUAAUUGUUCUUAUUCUGCUUUGCAGUAUGUCUGGUGGACUAAUGUACUCGUACCACACUUUUAAUAUCAAAUCAACUGGGGUUAACGCUGAAGGAGCACAGGAGACGAAGAUUCACAUAUCAGAAGACUCACAAGCGAGGUUCAUCACAAACUAAAGGACAAUGUCAUGGUAUCUGCCACUAGGUGGCAUCAUUCUGCUUCAUAUUGGAGCUUGAUAUACUCAGCUUUUCUUAAGUUAAUUUAAAAUAGUUUUAUUCAAUAUUUCCAAAAUAAAUCACAAGUUUGCAAAAAGAAAAAAAGAGUGAAUAAAAGCCCAUAUUGACUGUAA